Molecule: messenger RNA, 801 nt
Organism: Brassica oleracea var. oleracea
Lineage: Eukaryota; Viridiplantae; Streptophyta; Magnoliopsida; Brassicales; Brassicaceae
Exons: 5
Coding region: 1-801 (266 amino acids)
Source: RefSeq, a predicted model, not a curated record
AUGUUUUUCAUCCAUGUUAGGAUUUUGGCGAAUGAUCUUCCUCUGGCUCUUAUUGAGAAAACAGAAGAAAAGCAAAUUACCAAGAAACAAAAACAAGAUUGGGAUGAGAUUCCUGUUCGAGCAAUUUCUGAGAUAUUGGAUGCUACUGAGAUUGGGGUUGGUUCUACUUUGGUUGUAACCGAAACCGACACAACCGACGUGUUACUAAGCAAAACUGGUUCUGUAAUGACAAAUCCCAGCCAGAAACCACUUUUCUAUUGUGACAUAUGUCGUGGGAAUACACCUGAUGUCUCUCCAAAGUACAAACUUCAUUUGUUUGUUAAAUAUGAUAGCGAUUCAUGCACAAUAAUGAUGCUUGACUCUGUUGCUCAAUCUAUUAUUCGUAAUGCUGCAACUGAACUUUGGGAUGGUUCCUAUGAUGAGAUUGAAGAUCCAACUAUUCUACCUCAGCCUAUUGAAAGUUUAGUUGGAAAAUCCUUUUGUUUUGGUAUUUCGCUAAGCACUGACAAUGUAAACAAUGGAAACACCACUUUUAAAGUGUUUGAGGUCUGGUCUGGAGAUAAAAUUCAGAAAAUUAAAUCUCAGACAGAGCCAUGUUCCUUGCUGGACACUUAUUCGUCAACUCUUUCUGGUGGUGAGGUUUCCCUGGUUGAUCCAAACAAAGAAAGUUCAUAUGAAGGUUUUUCAACCCCAUUCUCAAAGCGCAAAGAAGAAGAUGCUGAUCUAUUGGACAUGACAUCUACGUCUAAGAAACCUUGCACUCAGAAGAUCAAGAUGGAGAAUACAAAGACUGAUGAGUAG